This is a messenger RNA of Solea solea (common sole), 3258 nucleotides long. It is a transcript of the gene lrrfip2, whose product is annotated as leucine rich repeat (in FLII) interacting protein 2. The record is from RefSeq and is a predicted model, not a curated record. The transcript has 27 exons. Gene Ontology annotation, biological process: regulation of DNA-templated transcription. NCBI's taxonomy places the organism in Eukaryota, Metazoa, Chordata, Actinopteri, Pleuronectiformes, Soleidae. The coding region runs from base 266 to 2542 and encodes 758 amino acids.
UAACCACAGCACAGUGUGUGGAAACUGGGUAAGCAGGGCAGAGGAGAGCUCCAGAAAGGCGGAUUGAUGACAGCUGUCAGUGGAGACAAAAACACUACCUAUCUCUGAAGAGAAGCCGAAUGGCCCCCUCCUAAACCCCCGUGAAGAAAGGAACAACGCCUUGGCUGUGUCGGUUUCGUGAAGGCUGUCGCAGAGGUAUUUACGUACAAGCUUGUGUAUUUUCUGGACUCAUACAUACUGGUGGAGCAAUAGUUGCAUAGGCACCAUGGGGACACAAGGCUCUGGUCGAAAGCGUGCCCCUUUGAAAGAUCGGUUUUCAGCAGAGGAUGAGGCUUUGAGUAGCAUUGCCCGGGAGGCGGAGGCAAGGCUGGCAGCGAAGAGGGCAGCUCGGGCGGAGGCCAGGGAUAUUCGAAUGAGGGAACUUGAACGACAGCAGAAAGAGCUUUCUUACCACUCAUCUGGCAGUAGCAGCAGAAAAUGGGGUCAGAUCCACCAGUGGAUGGCUGACGCAGAAAAAGCCAAAACCUCUAGUAGUAGUAGUAGGUCCAGCAGUCGCCAUCGACGGGGGCUGGAUGAUGAUGUCAUGUCAGUCCGCAGCUACAGGUCAACUUCAUCAGCAGUACGUGACUUGGGUUCUAGUAAAAGUCGACCCAGUUCCCGCAGAAAAGAUGCCUUGUCUGAUGGCCUCUCCAUUAGUUCCUCCACCCUCAAGAGCUCCCGCUCCACUAGCUCUGUGUACAAUGACCUUCAUGGCCAUAAAAAGAGUUCCUCCAGCUCCUCAAAGAGGGACCUGCUGACUGGUCUAUACCAUGAUCAAAGGAACUACACCAGCUUAACAAAGACCAAACCACCAUCUCCACUCUCCACUUCCACCUAUCAGCCUCGGGCCACCACUUCCUUGUCCUCCACCACUGGUACGGGGCUGCCUCGCAGCUACAGCGUGGCCUCUAUUCAUGACGACACUGGUCUUUACGGCUCAGGCUACAGUUCAAGAGCUCCCUCUGAAUACAGCUGGUACUCCUCUGGUGCCAGCUCCACUCGCACCAGCCCUGCGUCCUCAGAUGAAGACACAGUCAGCAGCGUGUCUCAGGAGCGCUACAACAGAGGCCGUAGGGACAGUGUGUCGUCAGACUUCUCAGACAUAAGUGAGUCCGCUGCUGACUAUUUCAGCCGCACCAGCCGACGGGGCAGUAUUGUGUCUGACAUUGAUGAUUUGAGCAUUCCUGAUCUGGACGCUCUGGAUGAAAAAUGUGACAAGCAGUAUUCAGAUUAUAGUCGGCCAUCCUCCCGAUGUGCCACCCCGGGCCUCUCGGCAGCCACACUGGCAUCGCUGGGUGGUUCCUCCUCACGGCGUGGCAGUACAGACAUGGGUAACGUCUACGACCCCGACACCAGUCUGAGUGAACUGAGGGAUAUCUAUGAACUAAAGGACCAGAUUCAGGAUGUAGAAGGGCGGUACAUGCAAGGGCUUAAAGAGCUGAAGGAGUCACUUGUAGAGGUGGAGGAGAAGUAUAAGAAAGCCAUGGUAUCGAAUGCACAGCUCGAUAACGACAAAGGCAACCUCAUCUAUCAAGUGGACACACUAAAAGACGUUAUCGAGGAGAUGGAGGAACAAAUGGCAGAGAUGAAGAGGGAGCUGGAAGAUAAGUCAAAGGAACUUGAAAGGCAAAAGCACACGUGUACCGUCCUGCAGCAUAAACAGGAAGAGAUGAAAGAGGGAAUCCGCCAAAGAGAUGAGCUUAUAGAGGAGAGCCAGAAAAUGCAGACUAAGUUAGAUGCCCUCACCAGAGAGGUGUUUGACCUGCAGGAAACUAUAAACUGGAAGGACAAAAAGAUUGGGGCCCUAGAGAGGCAGAAAGAAUACUUUGAUUGCAUUAGGAAUGAGAGAGAUGAGCUCAGAGAUGAGCUUGCUGACAUCAAGCAGAAGGCCAAAGCAGGAGAGAAACAUGGGCUGGUCAUCAUCCCAGACGGUACACCAAACGGAGAUGUCAACCAUGAGCCUGUGUCCUCAGGGAUUACUGUUGUCUCCCAGGAGGCCGCCCAGGUGCUGGAGUCUGCAGGAGACGGUCCUCUGGAUGUCAGGCUACGGAAGUUGGCAGAGGAGAAGGAUGAACUGUUGACUCAGAUCAGAAAGUUGAAGAAUCAGCUGGAAGAGGAGAGACAGAAACACCCAAAGGUGGACACUACGUUCACAGAUGGGGAGAGGAUGGAGAACGGUACAGACCUACAUUUUAUUGAGAUGCAAAGGGAUGCCAACAGACAGAUUAGUGAAUACAAAUUCAAGCUUUCUAAGGCAGAACAGGAAAUGGGUACAAUGGAGCAAAAUAUUAAUAGACUUGAAGGGCAAGUGUCCAGGUACAAGGCAUCGGCAGAUAAUUCAGAGAAAGUAGAGGAUGAACUAAAAGCAGAAAAAAGGAAACUUCAAAGAGAGCUGCGCACGGCUCUGGAUAAGAUGGAGGAGAUGGAGAUGACCAACAAUCACCUAGUAAAGCGCCUUGAGAAGAUGAAGGCCAACAGGAACGCUCUUCUUUCACAGCAGUGAGGCAAGGCAGCAUCACCACAGAAGCCCUUAAACUCGCACCUCUGACCUCUGACUGCCAUUUUGCAUCUGGAGCACAUUUCCACAUUCAGCUGUAACACUUUAAGAUUUGUAGCUAAACACUUAAAAAAAAUACUUGUAGCACAGGCAAAAAGCUGAAUAAUGUCUGUCUUUCUAAAAACCAGAAGUCUUGGGUUUUAUCGGGUUUUAUCUGGUAAGUUGCCAGGUGUUUCGGGAGGAAUGACUCAAAAGUAAUAAAACUAUAUAAAGUUGCUGGGAGAUGGAGCUGAUGAAAUUUUCUCUGGUCACUACAUAAUUGUUCAGAACUUUGUACAUCAUGUUAUCUGUGAGAUUUUAUUACCCUCUAACUGGGUGCUUGGCUGUACUAUUUUUGUUUCUUAUUCGUUUUUUUGUUUGUUUUUUUGAUAAGUUGCAUGAAUGAGUAUAAUGAUGCUUUUAAACAGAUCAACCCUCACAGCUGCUCCGGCCCUGCACCUUCUCUGCUUCCCCUCCACAGUGAAGUGCCUUUUCACACCAGAGACAGAAGGUCUGCACCGCUCAAUGAAACAAUAAUAGUUUAAAAAGGUACAGAAUGAUGUAUUUAAAAACGAGGUGCAGUCAGUAUUUGAAAAUAUGUAGAACCAACUUUGUUGCGGUUUCAUUGAAAUUUUUUCAAAUAUUUAAAAGAUAUCUUGGAAAUAAAUGUGUAAUUUACAGAA